CGGAGAGCCGCGCACACUCCAGUAGAAGCUGUGCGCCUGUGACGUCAGGGGGCGACUGACCAAUGGGGAGGCGCUGCCCUUUGGAGACAAACCAUUCGACUCGUGGCGUCUGCAUCAAGUCUGAAAGCAGACGCGCAACUUUCGCAGAAUCCACCUUAAAAUCUCUGCCUUAAACUGCACCAGCCCCCAAAAAAAUACAAGGGGGGAAAGCAAAAGAGGGGGGGAGAGAGAGAGAGAGAGAGAGAGAGAGAGCAGAUUCCCCCUCCCCCUCUCCUCUCCCAUCCCUCCCCCUUCUUGCACCUUUUGGGUUAACAAGGCCCUGCUCACUAUAUCUCUUUAUAUUAAAUUAUAUAUAUAUAUCUCUAUAUACAUAUAUAUGAAAAAUAGAGAAGAGCGAGGGAGACGGAGAACAACCUCUGCCCUCCCCCUCCCUUUUAAUUUUUUUUAAUUUUUUUUGCAAGGAUCCCAAGAGCUAAGGUGGCUGCCGAGGGGAGAGCAGCGAGAGCCAAGUGGGGGAGGGUGGAGGAAACCCGGGAGAAGGCUUUCUCCAGCCCCCAAAGUUUUGAUGAUGACCAUGACUACGAUGGCUGACGGCUUGGAAGGCCAGGACUCGUCCAAAUCCGCCUUCAUGGAGUUCGGGCAGCAGCAGCAGCAACAGCAGCAGCAGCAGCAGCAGCCGCCGCCGCCGCCGCCACCGCAGCAGCAGCAGCAGCCUCCGCCGCCGCCACCGCCGCCGCCGCCGCCGCACUCGCAGCAGAGCUCCCCGGCCAUGGCAGGCGCGCACUACCCGCUGCACUGCCUGCACUCCGCCGCGGCGGCGGCGGCGGCGGCGGCCGGCUCGCACCACCACCACCACCACCAGCACCACCACCACCACGGCUCGCCCUACGCGUCGGCGGGCGGCGGAGGCAACUCCUACAACCACCGCUCGCUCGCCGCCUACCCGUACAUGAGCCACUCGCAGCACAGCCCUUACCUCCAGUCCUACCACAACAGCAGCGCGGCGGCCCAGACGCGAGGGGACGACGCAGAUCAACAAAAAACUACAGUGAUUGAAAACGGAGAAAUCAGGUUCAACGGAAAAGGGAAAAAGAUUCGGAAGCCUCGAACCAUUUAUUCCAGCCUGCAGCUUCAGGCUUUAAACCAUCGUUUUCAGCAGACUCAGUACCUGGCCCUUCCCGAGAGAGCCGAACUGGCAGCUUCCUUAGGACUGACACAAACACAGGUGAAGAUAUGGUUUCAGAACAAGCGCUCUAAGUUUAAGAAACUGCUGAAGCAGGGCAGUAACCCUCACGAGAGUGACCCCCUCCCAGGCUCAGCAGCCCUGUCACCACGCUCGCCUGCGCUGCCUCCAGUGUGGGACGUUUCUGCCUCAGCCAAGGGCGUCAGUAUGCCCCCCAACAGCUACAUGCCUGGCUAUUCGCACUGGUAUUCCUCACCACACCAGGACACUAUGCAGAGACCACAGAUGAUGUGAGUUGUCUGAGGGUACAGCCUAAGGGAGAGUCGGACCCAGGCAUGGAGGAUCCUGGACUUGAUUGCAGCUGCCAAACACAGCCUAAGGAGCAAGCUUGGAGAACUUGUGUGUGUGGCCAGAAACCACAGCUCUCUGCUUCUUUCUUUCUCCCCCUUCCUCUCUUUCCCUCCUUUCUUUCCCUUUCUCACUCUUUUCUUUUUCUUAUUCAUCCUUAUUUUUUUCCACCUUUCUUUAUUAUUCCUUUCUCUCUUCCCUACCUUUUCCUCCCUUGAAGAACCUUAGUAACUGACCUUGCAGGAGAGAGAAAAAGUGAGAGAGGCUGGUUGUGUGCCAGUGGUUUGAAAAACCCUUACUGUAAGGAUAUUUCUCUGGGGUUCAGGCUCUGCACCUCUUCUUCUCUACUGGAGCAUCCAUCAAAAUGACUUUUUUUUUUACAGACACCCUCCCACACCAGAAGAACCUGCACAAACAUGGCAGCAUUUUUACUUGUUUAAUGAGUUUAAGACAUUACAUGAUGAAAGAGAAGCGUUUUGGACUCCUGCAUUGUUAUUUACUAAUGCCAGACUGACAAAGAAAGAGGGAAAAAAAGUGUGUCGGGGGGGAAUCCUCUGUAGUAACAUCCCUUCUCUAAAGAAGAAAGGAAAAUAUUGGCUGUACAACUAGAAAGUUGCCACAAAGGAAACUGCUGCAUGUUUAUAUCAGAAUGAUGGCUAACAAUGAUUUAAUUAAAACACACACACACACAAACAGCAACAAGAAAAAUGACCUUUCCCUACCCCAUCCCCACCCCAUGAACUGGAAUCAGGAAAGACUAAGGAAACAACCAAAAUCACCGUUCUAACACUUUGACACCUUUACCGGGUGAAUUGGUAGCAUUCACUAAGCUAAUAGGGAUGUUUAUAUGGAGAAACAUUUCUGUAUAUAUUGUUGAAUUUUAGUUGUAUAUAUACUUUGUAUGUUUUUGUCUUCUUUCAUAUAUGGAGUAAAAGCCACAAAAUGCUGGGAGUGUCCUGUA
This is a messenger RNA of Jaculus jaculus (lesser Egyptian jerboa), 2492 nucleotides long. RefSeq names its product distal-less homeobox 6 (gene Dlx6). The transcript has 3 exons. Gene Ontology annotation, molecular function: DNA-binding transcription factor activity, RNA polymerase II-specific; RNA polymerase II cis-regulatory region sequence-specific DNA binding. Lineage: Eukaryota; Metazoa; Chordata; Mammalia; Rodentia; Dipodidae. Bases 566 to 1477 code for a protein of 303 amino acids. Gene Ontology annotation, biological process: cell differentiation; embryo development; regulation of transcription by RNA polymerase II. The record is from RefSeq and is a predicted model, not a curated record.